ACAUUGCUCAAGAUUCCAAAGGAAAUUUUAUUGUCGACGGUGACAAUAAUAUUCUCUGCACAUCCAAAGAUGGAUUGAAGUUUAUUUCUAAGAAUUCAUUAUUAUUGGACACUAAUGCAAUGAUCUGCCCAGUUGAGGACGAGUUGUAUCAGAUUGAAUUAGAUAAUUUAAAUGAUAAAGCAAACAAUGCCUCAAAUAUUGACACUACUGAUGAAUCAUCCACUUCAGCAACAACAAAUGAAUCUGCCAUAAUUAAAAAGAAUCAUGAUACUGAUUCUUCAUUUUCAUGGAAUGAUGAAUCUACCAGAUAUUUUUUAUCUUUAUAUCAAGAAAAUAGAAAACUUGUUUCGUCCAGGAAGUUGAAAACAUUAAAAGCAAUGUGGAUUCAUAUCGCUAAUACAAUGACAAAGUCUGGAUAUAAUGUAUCUCCGCUACAAGUUGAAAACAAAUUUAAGACGAUGGAACGAGCAUAUAAGAAUAUGGUGUCAAACAAUAAAAAAACAGGAAGAGGACGGGCAACAUGUAGUUACGAAAGUGCACCGCAAUCAAUACUCCAUCCACUGCAGUCAUUAGCAUACAAGAAAGUGACGGAUGACGUAGCAGUGACUAAUGAAAAUCCGAUAGUUGACGAACAUUAUCUGGUCGACGAUUUGUCUUGUUCUAGCAAUGCCUCUUCCUCAUGUAAAACAGUCCAAAAACAAAAAACAGGAAGCACAGCAAAAUUAGUAGCUUCAUGCCAAAAAACUCUACAAGAUUUAGCAGCUGACCGACGGGAAGAGACAUUAAAAAAGGAAGAUUUCUGCAAAGACUUUCGUGAUUAUAUGAAAAAAACUCUUGAACAGCGUGAAGUCGCAAAUAAUCUUCGAGAACGCAAAAACGUGUUAGUAGAACAUUUGAUUAAAAUGUUUGAUAAAAAAAAUGAAAACUUAGAUGAAAAGUGA
This is a messenger RNA of Nylanderia fulva, 941 nucleotides long. RefSeq lists its product as uncharacterized. The record is from RefSeq and is a predicted model, not a curated record. Lineage: Eukaryota; Metazoa; Arthropoda; Insecta; Hymenoptera; Formicidae.